Molecule: messenger RNA, 1192 nt
Organism: Camellia sinensis
Lineage: Eukaryota; Viridiplantae; Streptophyta; Magnoliopsida; Ericales; Theaceae
Gene: INP1
Product: transcription factor
Biological process (GO): DNA-templated transcription
Molecular function (GO): sequence-specific DNA binding
Source: RefSeq, a predicted model, not a curated record
CUACCCUUCAACUUCUUUCCCAAUCCCUCUCUUCCUCUUCUUUUCUCUCCUCUGUUCUCCACAAGAAUCAAAAACCCAAGAAGAACAACAACCCAUCAAAGCACAUCAAUCAAAUCUCCCCAAGAUGAAGAAAGCAGUCUCUUUGUUCAACUGCAAGAAGACCUCUCGUCCAUUCAAAGACUUCUACAUUGAAUGGAUCGAAACCCUCAAGAAAAUCCACCUCCCUCUUCUCCGGCGAUCAAUCUCCACCCUCUCGCCGCCGUCAAGUCUCCUCCCAACCCACGUCGAAAUGCUCCACCACCACUUCCAACUCUACUACGACGCCCUUGACGUCGCCGCCUCCAACGACAUUGCUCAAAUCCUCUUCCCCGAUUGGCGAAACUCCCUCGAAAAGCCCUUCCUCUUCCUCGGCGAUCUCCAUCCCUAUCUCUUCACCAAUCUCCUCCGAUCAUUCCUCAACGACGAUGAAGAAGACGAUAAAGAAAUUGGGUUUCAAAUUGGGGAAGAUUUGGAAUUUUUUGAUAAGCCGUGGCACGUUGUGAUGGCUUGGAAGAGUCCUCCGAAGGCUUUAAUGACCAAAAUCGAUCAGAUUGAAUGUGGGUUGAGGCUAAUGGUUCCUGCGCUUGUGGCUAGAGCGAGAAUUGCUCAGGCGGGUUUUGCGAAGAGAGCAGGGGCGGAGUGGGGGCGGAGCCAGGGGAGGAAAGAGGCGGCGAGCGGUGAGAUUAGGGAGGCUGUGGCGGCGCAGAUGGAGGAGAUGAGAGGUGUUUUUAUCGACGCAAAUCGGCUCCGGCGAAGUAUUCUUUCAGAUAUCUUGAGUGUUACCAGUGUAUAUCAAGCUGCUCUGUUUCUUGAAGGAUUAGCCCAAUUUCUUGUUGGGUUUCGAGAUCAUGAAUUGCUCGGUGAAUUCAAUCGGUGCAAAAAGGUUCUCAAUUGAUGAAUUCAAUGGGGUUUUUUUCUCAGAUUUGGGUUUCUGAUUUCUGGUAUGGAAUGAAUGAAUGAGUCUGUGCUCUGGACUUUCUUGCAUGAUCUUGAAACAGAGGAGCUCUGAAGUGUUCAUUGGCAUAUCAAAAUUUGCUGAUCAAGGCCAUUGUUCAUGCAAGUUCUAUUAUUUAAUUGAUUGUUUUGUUCUAUAAUCCUUUUUAGUUCCACAAUUUUCAUGGGAAAUAGGCCUGUUUGAUGAUUGUUUUGAGUA